AUAUCAAUCUGGCUAUUGAACCGAAGCUUGAAGUAAAAUAACACAACGGUCUGAAAAUAUAUAGUACCUGCGCGCUACUGAAUUAGGGCUUAAACGUUCUUCAGGGUUUACCUAAAACCCUCUUUCCACAGUUUCUUUCUCUCUCGCCAUUUUCGGGCAGAAAUGGUGACGCCGAAGCAGCUCCUCUCCACCAUAGAAUCGGCUCUGCUCGGCCCUUCGCCUCCCACUCCGGCUCAAAGAGUCGAGCUUUUGCACGCCAUUCGCGGCUCUUGCCCCGCUUUCCACUCCCUACUCUCCUACCCGCCUCCGAAACCGUCUGAUCGAGCGCAAGUGCAGUCAAAAGAAGUUAGGCUUCCGGAUUCACCUCCAAUUUCGCUUGACGAUCAGGAUGUGCAGAUUGCUUUGAAGUUGAGUAACGAGCUUCAUCUCAAUGAAAUUAAUUGUGUCCGUUUGCUUGUAUCUGCUAAUCAAGAGUGGGGUUUAAUGGGACGGGAGCCACUAGAAAUUUUUCGCCUUUCGGCAGGGCUUUGGUAUACAGAGAGAAGGGAUCUAAUAACAGCCCUCUACACACUUUUAAGGGCUGUUGUGCUUGAUCAGGGACUGGAAGCUGAUCUUGUAUCUGACAUUCAGAAAUAUCUGGAAGAUCUUCUCAGUGCUGGGAUGAGACAGCGGUUAAUUUCUCUUAUAAAGGAACUCAAUCGAGAAGAACCAGCUGGUUUGGGUGGCCCUAACUGUGAGCGCUAUGUUCUUGAUUCUAGAGGUGCUCUUGUUGAGAGGCAGGCUGUGGUUUGUAGGGAAAGGCUUAUACUUGGACACUGCCUUGUCCUCACUAUUUUGAUUGUGCGAACAGAUCCAAAGGAUAUAAAAGAUAUAUUUUCUGUUGUAAAAGAUAGUGCUGGUGAAGUUACUCAGACCAAUGCCACCUUGAAACAGCAGAUUAUAUUUAGUCUUCUCUUUUCUCUUGUGAUCGCUUUCGUUUCGGAUGCUUUGAGUGCAGUGCCUGAUAAAGCUUCUAUCCUGUCCCGUGAUGCUUCUUUCAGGCGUGAAUUUCAUGACCUUGUAAUGGCAGCUGGAAAUGACCCAAACUUUGAGGGUUAUAUUGGCUGCAUAAGGCUUGCUUGGGCAGUACACUUGAUGUUAAUACAGGAUGCUGUUACUUCAAGGGAUACAGUUUCAAGUGCUUCGUCAACUGAUUUGGCUUACCUGCACUCGUGCCUGGAAGUCAUUUUCUCUGACAAUGUUUUCCAGUUUAUACUAGAUAAAGUUCUUCGAACUGCAGCUUACCAGAAUGAUGAUGAGGAUAUGAUAUACAUGUAUAAUGCUUAUCUGCACAAGUUAAUCGCCUGCUUCUUGUCUCAUCCGCUAGCCAGAGACAAGGUCAAAGAAUCAAAGGAAAGGGCAAUGAGCACUCUUAAUCCUUACCGUUCAGCUGGAUCACAUGAUUUUGGGCAUGAAACCAAUUUAAAUUCUCAACAAGUAUCAGAAACUGGUCCUUUACCGUUUGUUUCUCUAUUGGAAUUUGUUAGUGAAGUUUAUCAGAGGGAGCCAGAGCUUUUGUCCGGCAACGAUGUCUUGUGGACAUUUGUGAAUUUUGCUGGAGAGGAUCAUACAAAUUUUCAAACACUUGUGGCCUUCUUGAAUAUGCUGAGUACCUUGGCCUCUAGCCAAGAAGGUGCUUCAAAGGUUUUUGAGUUACUUCAGGGGAAAGCAUUCCGCUCUGUUGGGUGGAGCACUAUGUUUGAUUGCUUAUCAAUUUAUGAUGAGAAAUUUAAACAGUCACUUCAAACCGCCGGGGCUAUGUUACCAGAGUUCCCAGAGGGGGAUGCAAAAGCACUUGUUGCUUAUUUGAACGUUCUUCAAAAGGUUGUACAAAAUGGAAAUCCCAUUGAAAGAAAAAAUUGGUUCCCUGAUAUUGAGCCUUUAUUCAAGCUCCUUGGUUAUGAGAAUGUGCCUCCUUAUCUGAAGGGUGCUCUGAGAAAUGCAAUAGCAACAUUUAUUCAUGUUUCUCCAGCUCUAAAAGAUACUAUUUGGAGCUAUCUUGAGCAGUAUGAUUUGCCUGUGGUUGUUGGGUCACAGGUUGGGAAGAGUGCACCUACCAUGGCCGCACAGGUCUAUGAUAUGCAAUAUGAGUUGAAUGAAGUAGAGGCAAGGAGAGAGCAAUAUCCUUCAACUGUAUCUUUCCUUAACCUGUUAAAUGCUCUGAUUGCUGAAGAAAGAGAUUUCAGCGAUCGAGGGCUUAGAUUUAUUGGCAUUUUUAGGUUCAUAUAUGAUCAUGUUUUUGGGCCAUUCCCUCAAAGAGCUUAUGCAGAUCCUUGUGAGAAAUGGCAAUUGGUUGUUGCUUGCCUUAAGCACUUUCACAUGAUAUUGAGCAUGUAUGACAUUGGUGAUGAGGACAUUGACAGUGUCAUUGACCGCACACAACUGUCAGCAGGGUCACAUUCAUCUCCUCUACAGAUGCAGCUCCCUGUACUUGAGUUGCUGAAAGAUUUCAUGAGCGGCAAAACUGUUUUCCGGAAUAUCAUGGGUAUUCUUUCGCCCGGCGUCAAUACCAUCAUCACUGAAAGGACAAAUCAAAUAUAUGGACAACUAUUAGAGAAGGCUGUUCAGCUUUCUUUGGAAAUUAUUAUCCUUGUCCUGGAGAAGGAUUUAAUGCUUUCUGAUUUUUGGCGUCCUGAAUACCAGCCUCUGGAUGUUAUACUCUCACAAGAUCAUAACCAAAUUGUUGUUCUCUUAGAGUAUGUCAGAUAUGAUUUUCAACCACAGAUUCAACAAUGCUCUAUCAAGAUCAUGAGCAUAUUAAGUUCUCGCAUAGUUGGGCUUGUACAGAUACUGCUAAAAUCCAAUGCUGCCAGCUGUUUGAUUGAGGAUUAUGCAGCAUGCCUUGAGUUACGUUCCGAAGAGUCUCAGUUUGUAGAGAACAGUACUGAUGAUCCAGGUGUACUUAUAUUGCAGCUUCUAAUAGACAAUAUUGGUCGUUCAGCUCCCAACAUUACACAUUUGCUACUCAACUUUGAUCUUGAUAAUGCCAUUGAACGGACGGUGUUGCAGCCAAAAUUUCACUACAGUUGCUUAAAGGUUAUUCUUGAAAUCUUGGAGAAUCUUUACAAGCCUGAUGUGAAUGCAUUGCUUCAUGAAUUUGGCUUUCAGCUUCUCUACGAGUUGUGCUUGGAUCCACUAACAUCUGGUCCCACCAUGGAUCUCUUGAGCAAUAAAAAGUACCAGUUUUUUGUGAAGCACCUGGAUAUUAUUGGAGUUGCUCCACUUCCUAAACGGAAUAGCAGUCAGGCGCUACGUAUCAGUUCCCUUCAUCAGAGAGCAUGGCUAUUGAAACUUUUGGCAAUUGAGUUGCAUGCUGGUGAUAUGAGUGUCUCCUCACACCGGGAGGCAUGUCAGAGUAUUCUUGUUCAACUUUUUGGGCAGGAAAUUAUUGAAAUGGGAGCGGAUCACAUCAUACCCCGUUCUCUUUCUCUACAAAAUGGUAGUGUGGAACAUGGUGGAACAAGAACUAUCAGUAAGAGCAAGGUAUUGGAGUUGCUUGAAGUAGUCCAAUUCAGGUCGCCAGAUGCCACAUUGAAGCUUUCUCAAAUUGUUUCUACUCUUAAAUAUGGCUUAGUGGCAGAAGAAAUACUUGGGAAUGCUGCAACUUCUAGGAAAGGUGGUGUCUACUAUUUUUCAGAGCGUGGUGAUCGUUUAAUUGAUCUUGCAUCAUUCCGUGACAAACUUUGGCAGAAGUUCAGUUCUGUCUAUCCCCAGUUGAAUAACUUUGGCAGUGAAGUUGAGUUAAAUGAUGUAAAAGAGACAAUUCAACAGUUGUUGAGAUGGGGAUGGAAGUACAAUAAGAACCUUGAGGAACAAGCCGCCCAGCUUCAUAUGUUGACUGGCUGGUCACAGAUUGUUGAGAUCUCUGCUUCUAGGAGAACAUCAUUACUUGAGAAUCGAUCUGAAGUUCUAUAUCAGGUUCUAGAUGCCUCUCUGACUGCUUCCGCUUCCCCAGACUGUUCUUUGAAAAUGGCAUUUAUAUUGUGCCAGGUUGCACUGACAUCCAUGGCCAAAUUGCGAGAUGAAAGAUUUUUAGGCCCCAGUGGGUCAAAUUCUGAUUAUGCGACAUCUCUUGAUGUUAUCAUGGUGAAACAAUUACCAAAUGGUGCUUGUCACUCAAUAUUGUUUAAGCUUAUAUUGGCAAUUCUUAGACAUGAAUCAUCAGAAGCCUUAAGGAGACGCCAAUAUGCACUGCUGCUUAGCUAUUUUCAGUAUUGCCAGCAUAUGCUUGAUCCAAAUGUCCCAACAACAGUUCUACAAUUCUUGCUGCUUGAUGAGCAAGAUGGUGAAGACCUUGAUCUUCAGAAGAUCAACAAAGAGCAAGCAGAACUUGCACGUGCCAAUUUUCUUAUUUUAAGGAAAGAGGCUCAAUCAAUUUUGGAUUUGGUGAUAAAGGAUGCUACGCAAGGCAGUGAACCUGGGAAGACAAUAUCGCUCUAUCUUUUGGACGCAUUGAUUUGUGUAGAUCAUGAAAGAUAUUUCUUAAACCAACUCCAAAGCAGAGGUUUCAUAAGAUCUUGCUUAGCAAACAUAAGCAGUGUUUCCUAUCAGGAUGGAGGGCAUUCUCUAGAAUCAUUGCAGCGAGCAUGUACGCUUGAGGCUGAAGUUGCUUUACUAUUACGAAUUAGCCACAAAUAUGGGAAAAGUGGGGCCCAGGUUCUUUUUUCUAUGGGUGCUUUGGAGCAUAUUGGUUCUUGCAAGGCAUUCAAUUUUCUGGGAGGUUUGAGGCGGCUGGACACAAAACUUCGAAGAGAUGUAGCUAUGGAUAUUGACCAACAACGAAUGGUCAUAAAUCCUAUGUUAAGAUUAGUAUUUUCACUAACAUCAUUGGUUGAUAAAUCUGAAAUUUUUGAGGUGAAGAAUAAAAUUGUUCGUGAAGUUAUAGAUUUUGUCAAAGGGCAUCAGUCACUAUUUGAUAAAGUUCUUCGGGAAGACAUUUAUGAAGCUGAUGAACUGAAGAUGGAACAGAUCAAUCUUGUUGUUGGUAUACUUAGCAAGGUUUGGCCUUAUGAAGAGAAUGAUGAUUGUGGUUUUGUCCAAGGGCUAUUUGGUAUCAUGCAUGUUCUAUUCUCUUGCGAUUCAGAGACCCCUAUUUAUCGAUCUGCUCAAACUCUUGAGAGUAAGAGGAAGUCAGAACUAAAUUCAUUUCUCAUAUGCUUCAGUCUGAGCUCUUAUUUAUAUUUUCUUGUGACAAAAAAAUCACUGAGAUUGCAGAUUACAGAGAGUCUCUUUGAUCACCAUGUUUCUGUUGGAUUUCAACACCCCACACUGAAUUUACUUGGUUCUCUUCUUAAUUCAGUGACAGCUGCUCUUGAAAGAGCUGCAGAGGAAAAAUCCCAAUUACUAAAUAGGAUUCGAGACAUAAAUGAACUAUCUAGACAGGAGGUGGAUGAAAUUAUCAGUAUGUGUGCAAGGCGAGAUUCUGUUUCCUCAUCUGAUAAUAUUCAAAAACGGAGAUAUGUAGCAAUGGUGGAAAUGUGCCAGGUUGUUGGCCAUAGAGAUCAGUUAAUCACCUUAUUACUUCCUCUUGUGGAACAAGUGCUAAAUGUCAUCCUCAUCCAUUUUCAGGAUAGCUCUGUUCUAUCCGAUGCUAGUGGGGCGAUGAAAACAAUUACAUAUGGUGGCAUGUCUGAUUCUGGACAGGAUAUUUCUUUGCUGUGUGGAAAGUUAAUUACAACUUUAGAAAGACUAGAGUUACUUAAUGAGGAUAAAGUAGGCCACAAUCUUAAGGUGUUCCGGAGAUUGGUGACUUCACUGAAGGAGAUUACAGUACAAAAGUUAGCUUUAUGAGAAAUGUUCCAAGAGGGCGUUUGAUCUUUUAUUCAUUUUUAAUUUGACGGGUGUAAUCAACAAAUUGUAUCAUGAUCUUCUUGUUCUUGUAUAGCAUGCUUCAAAUUGAUGCGGGAUCUUUUGUUGUACCUUAGUACCAUAGGAAGAGAGGAUUUUAAGGUUGAUUUUGUUAUGAUCUUACACCUUGUAAAAUGGCACCCAUUGUAGUGAAAUAUAGUUUGCCAAGUGUAUCUUCUUUAAUAUGUAUAAAAUAGAGCGGUUAACGUAUGCUAUCUACCAAAA
Molecule: messenger RNA, 6111 nt
Organism: Ziziphus jujuba (common jujube)
Lineage: Eukaryota; Viridiplantae; Streptophyta; Magnoliopsida; Rosales; Rhamnaceae
Product: nuclear pore complex protein NUP205
Exons: 45
Coding region: 163-5829 (1888 amino acids)
Cellular component (GO): nuclear pore
Source: RefSeq, a predicted model, not a curated record